AUGGCUUCACGAUUCCCACGCCAACGAGAUCCUCGCUCUUCCUCCUCCCUCUUCGACUCCUAUGGUGGCGGCGACUCACGUCCCGCGAGUAGAUCCCCUGCUCCGGCGGGUGGAUAUGGGUAUGGAGGGUAUGCGGGACCAGCAGUGAAUGCUUAUCCCAAUGGGAAUGGGAAUGGCAGCGCGAGUUUUCGGAGUGCGACGCCUGAUAAGAAGGGCCACUAUUCCGAUGCUGUGCUCUCUUCGCUUGAAUCGCAAAAUGAUGCUGAGGUGGAGGGUAUUACUGCUAAAGUGAAGAUGUUGAAAGAUAUGACGAUAGCCAUCGGCGACGAAAUUCGCGAUACUACAUACCUAAACACCCUCGAGAAUUCCUUCGAGAGUACCCGUGUACGGCUCCGCGGGAAUAUGAACCGCAUGCUGCGCAUGGCGGAGCGUACUGGUGUCGGGUGGAGAGUCUGGUUGGGCUUUUUCGCUGCUGUUUUCUUCUUGUUCUUCUAUGUCUGGUUGUUCUAG
Penicillium subrubescens is the source of this 510-nucleotide messenger RNA. Its product is annotated as SNARE domain- containing protein. Lineage: Eukaryota; Fungi; Ascomycota; Eurotiomycetes; Eurotiales; Aspergillaceae. Gene Ontology annotation, biological process: endoplasmic reticulum to Golgi vesicle-mediated transport. The transcript has 4 exons. The record is from RefSeq and is a predicted model, not a curated record. The coding region runs from base 1 to 510 and encodes 169 amino acids.